AUGGUUGCCGCUAAGAAACAAAAAAAGACCAUCGAGUCCAUCAACUCCAGGUUAGCCCUGGUUAUGAAAUCAGGCAAAUACUGCUUGGGGUACAAACAAACAUUAAAGACUCUUCGUCAAGGAAAGGCAAAGUUGGUGAUCAUCGCCAAGAACGCUCCUCCUCUAAGGAAAUCAGAGGUUGAAUACUACGCUCUGCUAGCCAAGACAGGAGUCCACCACUACAGUGGAAACAACAUUGAGUUAGGCACAGCUUGUGGUAAAUACUACAGAGUAUGCACACUAGCCAUCACUGACCCUGGAGACUCUGACAUUAUCACAACAUUGCCUGAAGCUACUGUUUAA
This is a messenger RNA of Pieris macdunnoughi, 342 nucleotides long. The record is from the annotation of a GenBank genome assembly. Lineage: Eukaryota; Metazoa; Arthropoda; Insecta; Lepidoptera; Pieridae.